AUGUUCCUCGAAGGAGCCUUUGUCGAAAUGACUACCGAUGGUCUGCCCGGCCACCCAUAUUGCCGUUUGCCAUUUCGUGUCACCAUCGUCUACCCCGUCGACCCCGCUGCCUUUGAUAUCGUUCCCGCCACUAACAAUCGAAUUGUCAACAACUCAUCAGUGCCCAACAUGGUCGGCAGUGUUAUUGCGCGCGUGGAGCAAAAGAAUGAAGAAUCAGGCGAUUGGAUCGAUUGCAUAGAUCUCUCCCACAUUUCCCUCGUUCUUUACAUUGUUCGCUCCGCUCUUAAAAUGGGCCUCAUUGUGCAGUAG
Coniophora puteana RWD-64-598 SS2 is the source of this 309-nucleotide messenger RNA. RefSeq lists its product as uncharacterized. NCBI's taxonomy places the organism in Eukaryota, Fungi, Basidiomycota, Agaricomycetes, Boletales, Coniophoraceae. The transcript has 2 exons. The coding region runs from base 1 to 309 and encodes 102 amino acids. The record is from RefSeq and is a predicted model, not a curated record.